AUGAAACCUAAAGGACUGGUGGAGAUGGUGAAGAGGUGGCAAAGGUUAGCAGUUUUGGCGAGCAAAAGGGUAUUCUUCUCAAGAUCAAUGGUGAGGUUGGUUGCUGGUAAGGGACAUUUUGCUGUCUAUGCUGAAGAUGGGAGACGUUUUGAAGUCCCACUGCUCUUUCUAGGGGAACCCAUCUUCACAGAGCUUCUUAAAAUGGGGGAGAAGGAGUUUGGGCUUGCAAGUGAUAGGCCUAUCAUGCUGCCAUGCGAUGGAGAUUUCUUAGAGUCUGUUCUUUCCAAACUCAGAUAUUGGCACUCUGGACAACCCUUGAAAAGAUUGAAGAAGAAAGCACAGAUCUGCUGGGUUUUGUGA
Messenger RNA from Macadamia integrifolia, 360 nucleotides. RefSeq names its product auxin-responsive protein SAUR64-like. The record is from RefSeq and is a predicted model, not a curated record. Bases 1 to 360 code for a protein of 119 amino acids. Lineage: Eukaryota; Viridiplantae; Streptophyta; Magnoliopsida; Proteales; Proteaceae. Gene Ontology annotation, biological process: response to auxin. The transcript has a single exon.